AUGGAAAUAGGAGAAAGUCUUCGAGAAUGGUUCCCUCAGGAUUUCAGUAGAAAGUCUUCUCCGGCCAACUCCUUCAAUCUCCGGCCACAGCCUCCUCCGUCUUCAUCUUCUUCUUCUCUUAUAUCACAAGACAGUCCCCAAAACCUCUCAGAAUAUUCCUCUUUCUUAUUCCCACUCAUCCCUAACUCCCUAAACCUUCAACGACUACUGACGCAGUUAAUGUUCCGUUACAAUCGCUGCUAG
This is a messenger RNA of Eruca vesicaria subsp. sativa (arugula), 243 nucleotides long. NCBI's taxonomy places the organism in Eukaryota, Viridiplantae, Streptophyta, Magnoliopsida, Brassicales, Brassicaceae. The record is from the annotation of a GenBank genome assembly.